Molecule: messenger RNA, 855 nt
Organism: Penicillium verhagenii
Lineage: Eukaryota; Fungi; Ascomycota; Eurotiomycetes; Eurotiales; Aspergillaceae
Product: dihydrofolate reductase
Exons: 1
Coding region: 1-855 (284 amino acids)
Biological process (GO): glycine biosynthetic process; tetrahydrofolate biosynthetic process; dihydrofolate metabolic process
Cellular component (GO): mitochondrion
Molecular function (GO): NADP binding; dihydrofolate reductase activity
Source: RefSeq, a predicted model, not a curated record
AUGCCACCACCAACAACCCCCCAUGCCAUCUCCCCCUCCCUCCCCCUCACCCUAAUCGUCGCGACGACCCCAAUCCGCGUCGCGUCUUCAACACCCGACCAUGAUCCCACAACGCGCCUCGGCAUCGGCCUCAAGGGAACCCUCCCGUGGCCCCGUAUCAAAGCGGACAUGAGCUUCUUCGCGCGCGUCACGUCUCGCGCCCCAAGACCAGGCACCACGAACGCGAUCAUCAUGGGCCGCAAAACAUACGACUCGGUGCCCAAGAGUCUGCGCCCGCUCGCGAAGCGCAUCAGCGUGGUAAUUACGCGCGAUACGACCGGCUCCGUCCGUGAGGGCGUUCUGCAAGAGUUGGAGGCGCGCAAGGCGAAGAUGGCUGCUAAGGCGGCGGAGGUAGCGGCGGCGGCCGCCGCUGGUGGUUCUGCUACUGCUACUGCUACUGCUACUUCUGUCCCGCCGGCCGAAGGUGAGCCCAUUACAGAUGCGAUUGUGACGCCGAGCUUGGACGCUGCUCUUUCCGAGCUGGAAUCUGUUUAUGGGGCUGAGGGGCGGUUGGGCAAGAUUUUUGUGAUUGGAGGUGCGGAGAUUUAUGGGGCUGCGUUGCGUAUGCAGUUUGGGGCUUUGCGGAGGCCUGUUAGGGUUGUUAUGACUAAUGUUGUGAGGAAGCCGGAUGGGAAGGAUGAGGUGCCGUUUGAGUGUGAUACUUUCUGGCCGUUGGAUAGUAUGGAUCAGCGGAAUGGGUGGAGGAGUGCUAGUCCUGAGGAGUUGACGGAGUGGGUUGGGGAGGAAGUUACUGGGGAAUGGAAGCGGGAGGGAGAGGUUGAGGUUCAGAUGGUUGGGUUUGAAAAGUUGGACUGA